Messenger RNA from Cyprinodon variegatus (sheepshead minnow), 4877 nucleotides. Its product is annotated as complement C3-like. Gene Ontology annotation, cellular component: extracellular region. The record is from RefSeq and is a predicted model, not a curated record. Gene Ontology annotation, molecular function: protein binding; endopeptidase inhibitor activity. The transcript is spliced from 39 exons. Lineage: Eukaryota; Metazoa; Chordata; Actinopteri; Cyprinodontiformes; Cyprinodontidae. Bases 1 to 4845 code for a protein of 1614 amino acids.
AUGGGGGUAGCUGGGGCUGCGCUCUUUCUGAAGUCCACAACCAACUCCACUGUUUUUAGAGCGUUGAGCUCCAAGGACGCUGUGGUGAAGAGGAAGCAAGCUUUCCACUAUACUAAGCGGCAUGGUGUGAGACCGCUCCCACCACUGCAGCCAGGAUACCCUGUUCUCGCUAGGCUGGACAAUCAGAAGACCUGGUCCACACCUGCAGAACUGGUUGGGGAGAUGCACUACAGGGUUUUUGCUAUGUGGCCUGACAUGGAAUCCGAAACAGACACUUCAAUUACGCUUGAGAUUGUGACCCCUGGUGGAGUUGUAAUUGAUUUUAAAACUAUCUCACUGAGGUCAGGAAUCUACUCAGGAAACUAUGUUCUGGGUAACAUUGUCAGCUUUGGGAAUUGGAAGGUGGUUGCUAAAUUUCACAGCCAUGCAGCAGAGAGUUUCACUGCAGAGUUUGAGGUUAAAGAAUAUGUGCUUCCGAGCUUUGAGGUUAAAUUGUUACCCCCACCUGAGAGUCCAUUUUUCUACGUUGACAGCAAAGAGCUUAAGAUCACCAUCAAAGCUACGUAUGUGUUUGGUAAGGAGGUAGAUGGAUCAGCUUAUGUGGUGUUUGGGAGAAUCAGUGGGGAUGAAAAAAAGAGCUUUCCAAAUUCUCUUCAGAGAGUCCCGAUCCAGAGUGGUGAUGGAGAAGUAAAACUGCUAAGGGAACACAUUACAGAAAACAUCGAUGAACUUGUUGGGAGCUCUAUAUAUGUAUCUGUCAGUGUGUUGACUGAGAGUGGUGGUGAAAUGGUGGAGUCAGAACUACGAGGAAUCAAGAUUGUGAAAUCCCCCUACACAAUCCACUUCAAAAGAACACCCAAGUAUUUCAAACCAGGGAUGUCCUUUGAUGUAAUGUCACAGACCGGCCGAAUCAGUCACACUGGACGAGAGACAGGAAGCAGCUUCACGCUGACCAGGACGGCGGGCAUGGAGCCGACAGCCAAAGUAACAGGCAGCCAGCGACUGACCUCUACAGGCGGACUGCCGGACGGAAACAGCAGAAAAAACAGCCGGCCAAGGACAAGCAGCAGCGUCUCUGAGCUCUAUGUAGUGCCUCUGCUGGCGUGCUGCGCCAGCAAACACCGAGGUCUGAACCGGAAGGACAACAUGAUGACCAGUCACCUCCUCUACAUGGAUGACAUCAAGCUGUAUGCCAGGAGUGAGCAAGACAUCGACUCACUGAUCCACACUAGCAGGAUCUACAGCAAUGACAUUGGAAUCUCAUUUGGACUGGACAAGUGCGGGCCACAGUCGGUGGUCUCCUUCAUUCCUGAUUCGGGGCCACAGUCGGUGGUCUUCUCCGUUCCUGAUUCAGACCCACAGUCGCUGGUUUCUGUUCCUGACCCGGCGGGCUCCUCUUUGGUGGUCACCUCUGAGCCUGCUCCUGAGCCACAAUCUGCGGCUCCCCAAGAGCCUGUUACUGGACCACAGUCGGCGGCCUUCUCAGAGACUGUUCUUGAGCCGCAGUCGGCGGCCACCUCUGGACCUGUUUCUGAGUCGCAGUCGGCGAUCCCUCCUGCUUCAGUUCCAGAGCCGCAGUCAGCGGCCACCUCGGACUCUGUUCCAGAGCUGCAGUCUGCGGCCCCCUCUGAGACUGUUGCUGAGCCGCUGAAGAGGGGAUGGCGUUCCCCUUGGGGCUUCCUGUUGAAACUGGGGCGUCGUCCUCCUCCUAAGGUCCUGCAACGGCGGCUGAGACGUCGUCCUCCCCCAAAGAGUCAGCAGAAACGAAGAUGUCUUCCAUCUAUAACCCUCCUACGUCACCUGACCCACGGCCAGCCUCCUGGAGGUCUGAUUCGCCUCCAGCCCUGCGGCCGGCCUCCAGAACCUCUGCCAUGCCUCCGGCCCAGCAGCGGGCCCCCUGAGACGCAACUUCGUUUCCGGCCCCGCGGUUGGCCUCCCAUAUGGGACGUAGUGGAGCAAUAUGACACGGGCUGCACAGCAGGUGGAGGGAAGGAUGCCAUGAAUGUGUUCUAUGAUGCAGGGCUGUUGUUUGAAACCAACUUUGGUGGAACACCAUACAGAAUGGAUGUAAAAUGUCCUGCACCAACCAGGAGGAAACGCGAAAGAACUAUCACGGAAGUCAGAACCACCUUGAUGAGUGGAUACGGAGACAAAUUACAAAGAGAUUGCUGUUUGGAUGGUAUGAAGGAAAUCCCAGUAUCAUACUCCUGUGAGAGGCGCACUGAGUACAUAUUGGAUGGCCUAGCAUGCAAACAGGCUUUCCUGCAUUGCUGUGAAGAGAUGAAAAAACAGAGAGAUGAGAGAAAGGCAGAAGUUCUACACCUAGCUCGCAGUGAGAAAGAUGAUGGUUACAUUGACAGAGAAAUAACAACACGCUCUAACUUCCCUGAAAGUUGGCUGUGGAAUGACAUCCAACUAAAAUGCCCCAAAGACGAUCAAAACUGUACGAUUGUGUCAACCGAAAUAUCUAAACCCUUACCAGACACAAUCACAACCUGGCAGGUGACUGGCAUCAGUCUGUCAAGAACUCAUGGUCUCUGUGUUGCUAAACCAUUGGAGGUCUUUAUCUGGAAACCAUUCUUUAUUGACCUCAAACUGCCCUACUCAGCUGUUCAAGGAGAGCAGCUUGAAAUCAAGGCAAUUCUCCAUAACUACAAGGAUAAUCCCAUAUCUGUACGCAUUGAGUUUAAAGAGGAGACCAGUAUUUGCAGCGUGGCUUACAAAAGAGAGUGGUUUAGACAGGAAGUCCGAGUUGGGAGACAAACUACAAGAUCUGUACCAUAUGUCAUUAUUCCCAUGGCACACGGAUAUUUUCCAAUUGAGAUCAAAGCAUCUGUUAAAAACUCUUUCCUCUCAGAUGGAAUCAGAAAGACAUUGCGUGUGGUGCCUAAAGGUGUGCUUAUACAAGAACCAAGAAAACUAAUACUAGACCCUGCUCGAAAAGGUGGCAGACAAGUGGAACAUAUUAACAGUGGCAUUUCCAUGGCUGACCUGGUUCCAAACACCCCCAUGGACACACUAAUCUCUGUGACAGGUGAGCAGGGACUAAAUACAUUACUGGAUAAUGCCAUUAGUGGGGAGUCUAUGGGUACUCUAAUCAAAGAGCCCACAGGUUGUGGAGAGCAGAACAUGGCUGCCAUGACUCUGCCUGUCAUCGCUGCUAUCUAUUUGGACAAAACCAACCAAUGGGAAGCUGUUGGCUUUGAAAAGCGCAACAAAGCUAUACAGCAUAUUAAAAGUGGCUAUGAAGGGCAGCUUAAAUUCCGCAAAGAUGAUGGAUCCUUUGCAAUUUUUAAAUCAUACCCAAGCACCACCUGGCUGACGGCUUAUGUUGCAAAGGUGUUUUCCAUGGCAAACAAUUUUAUCCACAUUGAUUCCAAUGUGUUAUGUGGCGCUAUCAGGUUUCUAAUUCUUAAAACACAGCAACCUGAUGGGAUGUUUGUGGAAAUUGGUGACGUAUAUGAUAAAAACAUGAUAGGGGAUGUUGGCGGUGUAGAUUCAGAUGCCUCUAUGACUGCUUUCUGCCUGAUUGCCAUGAGAGAGGCAAGUGGAGCGUGUUCUUCCAUUAUUGAUAGCCUUCCAGGCAGCAUGAGCAAAGCUGAAGCUUACCUAGAGCGGCGUUUGGAUAAACUCACCAAUCCUUAUGCUGUCGCACUGACAUCAUAUGCCCUGGCAACCAACAACAAGCUGAAUCGACAGAUUCUCUACAACUUUGCUGCCCAAGAUGGAUCCCAUUGGCCUGUUUCAAAGGGAGAUAUUUAUUCACUGGAGACCACUGCAUAUGCUCUUCUUGCACUUGUUAAGGACAAGUUCAAUGGUAUUAAUAGGAAUGUCAAAGUCACUGUAACAGGGAAUGGAGAAGCAAUGUUUAAUAUGGUAUCUCUUUACUAUGCUGUGCCGAAGAAAGAGGAGAGUGACUGUGAGAUGUUUGACCUGAAUCUUGAGCUCAUAGAUGAAAAAGUUACCGAAGAUGAAAGAGUAUACAUGCUUAAGAUCGAGGUUCUGUACAAAAACAGGGAGCGUGAAGCAUCAAUGUCAAUCUUGGAUGUUGGUUUUCCAACAGGCUACACUUUUAACAAAAAUGACCUGGAUGCAUUGUCUAAAGGGCAUGAUCGCAUCAUUAGAGAAUAUGAGGCAAACAAAGUUCUGUCAGAAAAGGGCUCCCUCAUUAUUUAUCUCAGUAAGGUUUCUAACACACAGCCCGAGGAAAUCUCUUUCAGGAUUGAACGAGAGAUGAAAGUGGCCAUCUUGCAACCAGCUGCUGUGUCAGUCUAUGAAUACUAUAACAAGAAACGGUGUGUGAAAUUUUACCGCCCUAAGAGAAGAACAGGCGAGUUAUUGAAGCUUUGUCAAAACGAGGGAUGUCUAUGUGCUGAAGAAAACUGCAAUAAACAGAGAAAGGAGAAAAUCAGCAAUGAUAUGCGUGCAGAAAAAGCUUGUGAAUCUACAGAAACAAGCAAAAUAGAUUUUGUGUAUAAAGUGAUUGUGGAGGAUUUUUUCGACAAUUACACCACGGACUCUUAUAUUGUGCGCAUUUUGGAAACCUAUAAAGAAGGAAGUACUGAUGAGAGUCCAAAGGGAAAUAUCCGCACAUUCCUUAGUUAUCAGCACUGCAGGGAGGCACUAGCUCUCAAACCAAGCAAAACCUACUUGUUCAUGGGCUCAUCGUCUGAUAUUCACAGAGUUGGCAGCUCAUACAUGUAUAUCAUCAGUGAGACUACAUGGGUCGAGUACUGGCCUACCCCAGAAGAGUGCCAACAGGAAAAACAUCGCCCUACUUGUUUCGGAAUGGAACUACUGAUUGAGCAGAUUGAAAUUUUUGGGUGUAAUUUGAAGAGAAAGUAAAUUAAACUUUUGAGAUAAGGUCUCGAUAGAUG